Molecule: messenger RNA, 4662 nt
Organism: Bombyx mori (domestic silkworm)
Lineage: Eukaryota; Metazoa; Arthropoda; Insecta; Lepidoptera; Bombycidae
Exons: 6
Coding region: 182-763 (193 amino acids)
Source: RefSeq, a predicted model, not a curated record
UGCAAUACGACCAAUGGUUUCAAAUUUUCGAGUUUCCCGUGAAAAAAACUCAAAAGCGUGACGUGCUAUGAAAUGUUCUCUCGUGUUGUUUAAGCAACGUUUAUGGGAUAAUUGCAAUGAUUCAUUAAAAUGGGAAACAAGUGUACGCGUGUGAAGUGCAUCGAAGUGUAAUUCCGAUACAAUGAUAAUAAUCUACAUAGACAUUAUACUUUUGGUUAUUUUGGUAUGCCUCACAAUAUUUGCCUGCGGUUACUGUUUCUACAGAGUUCAUAGGCUACAACGCGACGGACAAGUCGAGAUUCUACUCAGACCAACAAAGGUCCUCUUCUCUCAUAAAAGCGAGGGAGAUUCUUGCGAGCAGUUGAGGACCGUGGUCGCCUACCAGAACCCGUUCACGGGGGAUUACUGCAUCCACAAAAGCCGCCUUGGAACGGGCUAUGUGAAUGCAAUGCAAACUCCCGAUUCCCCUGACAGCGGGGUUUCCGACGAAUACGAACCUUUGAACCUAGAUCCCGUUCCAGAGAAAUUGCCUGAAGGAACAAAGCUGUCAAACGCUGUGAAUAUUCCUCAAUCUCAAUUAGCGGGAAGUUCGUCUGAAGGUCUGAAUGCAUCGAAGGAGAAACUGAAUGGAACACACGAAGAAGCGAUAAUAUUGUUUAGUGAGCAGCCGUCGACGCCGACUAAAGAUAAAAUCAGUCCAAAACCAGACGAUUACAGCCUCAACAAAACUUGGAACUGGAAAUAUACUGAAUACCAAAUAUAAAUCAUGAAAAGAUCUCACAAAACGCUCAGUUAAAGAAACAGGUCAAUUUUCGAACAACUUAUGAUUUAAAUACGAUUUCUCAGCGGCAUCUGCACUGAGCGCAGCUCAAACCUCAGAGGACCUGCAUCCGAUUUGUUAACACCAUCACAAAUGUGUACUGCCAGACAUAGGUCUCCACCAAGCCUCGCAACAAUGAUCGGUCCAACAUAACCCGCAUCCACUGGAUUCCUGCGAGCUUUACCAAGUCGUCUGUUCACCUCAUGGGAGGCCUACCCAACACACAGCUCGAGCUAUAAACUAGAAACAAUAUGUAAAUAACAUUAACACCUUUACUGCGGAACAGGCUCGGCCGCGGUACUUUCAGCUAAUGCGGACGAAGAAAACUAUAUCCCUCUCGCUGUGUGGACCCAUUAUUUUAGGUGUUUGUAAGAGUUCAACACCGACAAUUGUUGUUGUUGUUGUAGUCCUAGGGUACCCCGCUGGUACAUAGGGCCCUCACAAGUUCCCUAUGUACAACCUGUGUCACAAGUCACCUUUUUACCCUGUCUUGCGCUUGCUCCUUGACAUCACUCCAGGUCACGUUGGCAGUCCUCAUCUCACUCUCCACGGUGCGUCGCCAAGUGUGUACAGGGCGACCAGGUCUUCUCCUGCCAAGCGGUUGCCACUCAAACACGAUUGAUGCUGCGUUGACUCCGCUGCGCCGUAGAGUGUGUCCUAUCCAACGCCAUUUCCGAUGGGCAAUGUCUUGCGCCAUGGGGUUUUGGUUACAUUUAACAACCGACAAUGAUAUACUAUAAAUUGUAUACCGUAUGUUUUUCGCAAAGUUUAGCAAUUUAAUCUACCCUAGUGCUGGUGGGUCGAGAAAUUCCUUAUGCACAUUGGUGACAAUAUCAUUGGGGACGCAAUUCGAUCCGCCGCCGCACCAGACGAAGGUUUACGAUUUUGCCGCAGCCAAGGUGUUAAGCUAUUUUUACAGAACUAUACAUUGGUUAUCAGAAAGAAGCAAUGCAACUUAAGUUUCACCCAUAUUAUCUCCGCAUGCCCCUAUCGACGAAUGGAAAAGAAUUAGUAUAUUAUUAAAAAAUAGCAAUGUGUUGUGGGUAAGGAGAUUGAAAACAAAUUCAACUAAUUUAUUUCAAAGUGAAUGUCAUCGCAACAUAUGUUUUGAGUGUCGAAUGAAGCUAUCAACAUUUCUAAAGAGAGUCUUAAUAAAAACAAGGCGAAAUAAACUCAGCCCUCGCUUUUAAAUGAAAUCUAUAUAUUAAUACGUGAAUCAAAAACUUUGUAUCCCUUUUUACGAAAAUUGCGCGGACGGAGGAGUAUGAAAUUUUCCACAAUUAUAGAGAAUAUAGAGAAGAAGUGCACAACGCUAAUAUUUUUUUAAAAUAAUGCAUAAAAGAUACAUUAAAUCGAUAAAGAAAACAUUACACACACUACGUACCAUGUAUUUGACGCACACACGCAUGCAUACUAUUUAUUGUCAAGCUUUUCUUCUUCACGUCUGUUGUCAAAUUGAGAAUAGAUUAAAUAUUAUUUGUCUUUGUUAAUAUUUUUUAUAGUGUAGUCUUGGCGAAAUUUGUGAUUGUAGAAGUAUAAAAUACAAUCAUAAUAGUCUACAAACUUACAAUUCCAAUUAAAUAUAGUCCAAUUUCGACUACUACGGGACCUCUAGUAAUAAUAAAUAAGCAAUCCAAAGUGAACAACACAUAUCCAAAUCGUGGUCUAUCUGUUAGCUUAAUGAUGCUCAAUAUCCAAAUAAUGGACAAAGAAAAAGAGACCCGCUCCUCCCAAAGUCACCGAAUACUAAAGGACGAUAAUAAUGUGUAGUUUGAUUUUACGAACCAUCCCAUUGAAACCAUAUUCAAAUUCGAGUACUUACACAAUAAGGUAUUCAUAACAAAACCAUUGUAUUCGCAAUCAUUUAGAAAUACGAAAAUAAUGAGACAUGUUUUUCCAUUCAAUAAUCAGAUAUAUAUUUAUUUUCGUAUUAUUUUAUUAAGAGCUUGAACAAAGAACAAGACGCGGUAUUAAUAUAAAAAGAAAGUCUUAAAAACGCUGAAAGUCGCAAAAAACUUUUAUAUAAAUACAUAUUUUCCGAAUCUAUUUGAACAAAGAGUUUAAAAACAUUCUUCUACACACACAUAGUCUUAAUUUUUAAGAAAAUAAUAAUGUAAUAUUGGUGAAAAAGUCGAAAAUAUAUUCCGUCCUAUUGCAUAGCAAGAAAUCAUGCUGGUUCCACUGCUUGUAUUUUGUCAGAAUUGCUUGCAUGCGUUCCGAUUUAUCUUCAACGUAUUUUUAAUUAACUAUCUAAGAGUUUAAUUUAAGACGGUAACCACUCUCCAUCAGAUAGACCGUAUGCACGUCUGCCUACAGGGGCAAUAAAAAUAUAAUUUAUAACUAAUAGUUUUCGUCGGCGAAGUCAAGCAAACAACUUACAAUCCUAAGAAGAUAAAAUAAUUAGUUUAUUUAUUAUUACUAAGUAAGGUGUAUAUUUAUGGUUAAAAGCCAUUCGUCCAACUAAACUAUAUUAAUAUGAAACGAAAUUGUGCUUCAAAAUUACUGGUGGUAGGACCUCUUGUGAGUCCGCGCGGGUAGGUAUCACCUCCCUGCCUAUUUCUGCCGUGAAGCAGUAAUGCGUUUCGGUUUGAAGGGUGGGGCAGCCGUUGUAGAGAGAUACUGAGAUCUUAGAACUUAUAUCUUAAGGUGGGUGGCGCAUUUACGUUGUAAAUGUCUAUGGGCUCCAGUAACCACUUAACACCAGGUGGGCUGAGAGCUUGUCCACCCAUCUGAGCAAAAAAAAAAAAAAUUUCUAUUUAUGGUAAUUUUGUUCAAGAAAGUGUGAGUGAAUUUGUUUAUAAAUAAAAUAAUUUACUAGAAUGUACACAUGUAUGAUGAAACAUGUGAAGGAAGGUAUCUUUUGUGACGCCUCAGUUACAAAGUGCUGAUGGUUGAAUUUUCAGAUUAAAAUUAUCAUUUUUUUUUUUUUUGUAACACAAUUAUUCCUGUAUUUGAUUAUUAAGGUAAUGUAAGAUGCAACUUUGGUUAAGUCAAUCAUAAUAUACAAUUGAAUACUGGUUAAUUAAUAUGUGAAAAAUAAGUCAUUUCUUAAAACCAUGCCCCGCCAUGGGGAGUGCUCUGAGUAAUUGUUUGAGAUGAUACCAUCAUCUCGUUUUUACCAUCGCACCGCCCGCCACCGGAGUAGAGUUCAUCCAUACUACCUAGAGCCACUGCGGUCAUCCACAGUGCGUUUCCAGAGACCCUUUGCCACGUACCAUCCGGCGAUGGAAUGAGCACCCCUCCACGGUGUUUCCCGAGCGCUAUGACAUGUCCUUCUUCAAACGAGGCGUACUUAACGGUAGGCAGCGGCUUGGCUCUGCCUCUGGUAUUGCUGAAGUCCAUGGGCGACGGUAACCACUCACCAUCAGGUGGGCCGUAUGCUCGUCUGUCUACAAAGUCAAUAAAAAAAACCAUUCCAUACAAUCUACUGGUAGGUACGUUCAUAAUAUACUAUACCCAAAAAUCUCUAAAAUAAUAUGUAAACUUUAAAUUUUAGAUAAGAUUAAGCAUAAAUACACAAAUUCUCAUUUCAUAUAACAUUUUUUUUGCUGUUUCAUAAUUUGAGUACCAGGAAUGAAAUGAUCGCGCUGAAUGCAAAAAAAAAUGUUAUUGGGAGUAUAUAAUUCUGUGUUGAUUGGUUCAAGAAAACCGAAUCUCAAAAUUAAAUUGCCAGUAGGUACAAUAUUCAGAUAUUAAUGAAUUUAUGUAUGUGAUGUUUUCCUCGUGCCAAAUUUUAAUAGAAUACUGUUGAUGCUUUCACUACCUAUAUUAAUUGUUAUUAAUUAAAUAUUUAUUAAUAGAAUUUAUGAUGUUAUAAAAUAAAAAUAUUAAUUUGAAAGGUG